Molecule: messenger RNA, 2796 nt
Organism: Orussus abietinus
Lineage: Eukaryota; Metazoa; Arthropoda; Insecta; Hymenoptera; Orussidae
Gene: ast
Product: protein asteroid
Exons: 1
Coding region: 411-2633 (740 amino acids)
Source: RefSeq, a predicted model, not a curated record
CUCAGCUGCGCAGCACCUGUUCUCGUCAUCUUGUUAGGUCACGUGAUUUUAAAGGCAACUUCAAGUAGGCGAAGGAACUUCAAGCGAUGCCAGUUAGGUAUAUACAUACUACAUACAUACGCAGGGCAGUGUAGUGUAUACUACGUUAAAGCGAAUUCGGCAUGGCUUAAGAAAGAAAAACGUAACCAAACCUAACAGACGAAAAAUACAAGAGGCUUUCUGGCUAAUAAAUCAUUUACUUGAUGAGGACUGAUGAGGACCAUUACUUGAUUAGCUGUCUGGAUUUUGUAUGGAAUCAUGUUCAACCAGAUUUGACGAUGUGUUUUAUCUGAUUAAAAAAUUAAAAAUUGAUUUGUUGAUGCACUGUGAAAAGUAUUUCAUAAAACAGCACACAUAAGAUUGUCAGAAACAUGGGUAUUCCAGGUUUAAUGACAUUUGUCAAUAACCGAUCAAAAUGGGUUAUGGAACCAUUUUAUUUACAUGACUCGUAUUUGGUUAUCGAUGGCAAUUCCAUCACAUCUCAAAUUUACAUUUACUAUACGAAAGGGAAUUGCGCAUUUGGGGGUGAUUAUGAUAAGUUUGCGCGUGCAGUUGGUAUAUUUUUUGAUCAACUCCUAGAAUGCGGAGUAAAGCCUUUAGUUUUGAUCGAUGGUGGAUGUGAGUUGAAAAAACGGAAUACUGGAAAGAAGCGCUUACUUGCAAAAAUUGAAACAGCAGGUACUUAUACCGCCCACAGCGACAACAAGUUUUUUCCACUUCUGCUAAAAGAAGUCUUCAAAGAUGUUAUGAAAGAGAAAGGUAUCAAAUUUGCACAGUCUCUAUUAGAAGCUGAUGACGAUAUCGCUGCAAUUUCAAAGAUAUUGAAUUGUCCGGUACUCAGUUUUGACUCUGAUUUUUUCAUUUAUGGAGUCCUUUAUAUACCAUUCAAUUCUUUACGUCACAAUGUACGAAAAAAUCCAGUAGGACAAGGGAACAUUAUGGAAUGUAAAAUUUAUAAAGUUGAGAAACUUUUGAAGCAUCUUAAUGGAAUACAUCAAUCCUUGUUACCAGUAGCUGCUGCGCUAUUGGGAAAUGAUUACAUAGAUUCAAGUUUUUUCAAAGAUUUCUUGUCUCAGAUAAAAUAUCCAAAAUCAGGUUCUCAAAAUGAACAACAACGGAAGAUCGAGGCAGUUUUUAACUGGCUACAUAAUCAUUCUUUAAACUCUGCAUUGGAAGGUAUAUUAAGAAAAUUACAAGAGCGUCAUCAUAAGAGAAUAUUGACAGCUAUAAGGCAAAUUAUAGAUGGCUAUACCAGCUUAUCACCGUGCAUGUUAAUACCGUUAGGAUUUUCCAAGGAGAACAUUUUGAAGAUACAAGCAGAAAAAACUAAGAAACCAUUUGAAUUUAAAGGAGACAUUGAAAAUCCAUCAUCUUCGAAUACAAUGUCAGGAGACAAUCCAGAAUUUGAUGAUCAUAAUAAGCAAGACAAUCAAGUACAAUAUAAACAAAGUGACCAAGAAAUAGUGGAUGAUGGUGGAACCGCUUAUGAAAAACGACUUAUUAAACUACUACCAACAUGGUUUAAGGAGGAAUUUUCUAUUGGAAAUUUUCCAUCUUAUUUCAUCGAUAUUCUGGGUGGAAAUUACUAUAUGUGCCCACCCCAGAUAGAAGACUAUAGCUAUCCAUCCGCUAAUGCAAUUAGUUUUAAAUUAAUUACUGUGAUUUAUAGUCUGCUAAAAUCUGAUGUCAAUAAAUCAAGAGAUUCUCUGAAACUUUAUAUUCGGGACCAGAGAAAAAACUUCAUUAUACAGGAGUUGGAAUAUUGUGAUCGUAUACUUCCAGGUAUUCGUCCUACAUUGAGCAAUUUAAGAGAACUGCCGUUGAGCAGGAGAAAGAAAAUUCUCGAAGAAACUUUAGGAAUAUUGGAUAGCACGAUUUUAAAUAACGUCCCAGAGAAAUGGAAGUUGUACUUGGGAACUGCAAAAUAUUGGUGUGACGAGGGACUUGGUGAAUUAUGUACAUAUGUUCACAUGUAUGCUUUAUUAUUUUGUAUGUUGUUUCAUAUUGUGGAUGAAAAAAUAGGGUUUCACCGAUCUGAAAGUUAUUUUAACAAAAAGUUUGGUCCGAUGGUUGAAUCGAUAUUGAAAACGAAAAAGGAAGGUGUUCGGCAAUCUUCUUCAAAUAAUGUUACAAUCAUAGAAGCAUAUGAAAAAGUUGCAGCCGAAGAUUGUUAUGUGAUUGUAUCAUUUUUCAUUUCUAAUUUCAACAUAACACCAGAUCUAUCCAGGAAUCCUAAGAUUUUCAAUCGAACAAUCGUUCAUGCAUUUGCACAAUUUCAAAGCUGUCUUCGUCAUAGCAUGCAGUUAAAUGCAUUAUUGGGGUAUCCUUAUAAACAAACAAAACCUGCUCAAUUAUUCAAUGGAACCCUGUUGUAUAAUUUAUACAAUAACUUCAAAAAACGCAAGAACAUUGAGGAUUACAUUUCAUUAGUACUUCAGCACUCUGAAAGUAUGUUACAACUUUAUAAUUGUCUUUUGAUGACUGGGAAAUCAUUAGUUCCAAAUUUAUUUAAUAAUGUUGGAACGGAAAAGAAAUUUAGAAACAAUAGAAAGCGGAAACAAAAUCCGGUAGAAAACGAAGAAGAAUGGAGCUAGAAUACAGUGCAAGUUACAGUGUAACCUGAACGUCAUUUUAUAAGAACAUGUACUUAUCCCGAUGUAACUAAUGGAUUUUCUCUACCAGUAAUGUUAAAAAGUAUUUUUUCUCUCAUCUUGUACAUUUAAAAAAUAAAACACAUGAUCAUAUUUGUUAUUUGAA